Puma concolor (puma) is the source of this 2358-nucleotide messenger RNA. NCBI's taxonomy places the organism in Eukaryota, Metazoa, Chordata, Mammalia, Carnivora, Felidae. The record is from RefSeq and is a predicted model, not a curated record.
AUGAAGUUGGGCAAAGUGGAGCUCUGCCAUUUUCUGCAGCUAAUAGCGCUUUUCCUGUGUUUCUCUGGGAUGAGUCAAGCAGAGCUCUCCAGGUCCAGAUCAAAGCCCUAUUUCCAAUCAGGGAGGUCCCGGACCAAGCGCAGCUGGGUGUGGAAUCAGUUCUUUGUGCUGGAGGAAUACAUGGGUUCAGACCCUCUCUAUGUAGGAAAGCUUCACUCUGAUGUUGAUAAAGGAGAUGGUUCCAUCAAAUACAUCUUGUCAGGCGAAGGGGCAAGUUCCAUUUUCAUUAUUGAUGAGAACACGGGGGAUAUCCAUGCUACCAAGAGGCUGGACCGAGAGGAGCAGGCCUACUAUACGCUGCGAGCCCAGGCGCUGGACAGGCUCACCAACAAGCCCGUGGAGCCCGAGUCCGAGUUUGUCAUCAAGAUUCAGGACAUCAAUGACAACGAGCCCAAGUUCUUGGAUGGCCCAUACACUGCAGGAGUUCCUGAAAUGUCGCCUGUGGGGACCUCAGUGGUACAAGUGACAGCAACGGAUGCUGAUGAUCCUACAUAUGGCAACAGUGCCCGAGUGGUCUACAGCAUUCUGCAAGGACAGCCAUACUUCUCAGUGGAACCAAAGACAGGAGUCAUCAAGACCGCCCUUCCAAACAUGGAUAGAGAGGCUAAAGACCAGUAUUUGCUUGUUAUUCAGGCAAAGGAUAUGGUUGGUCAAAAUGGAGGACUCUCAGGAACUACGUCAGUCACCGUGACCCUAACUGAUGUCAACGAUAACCCACCUCGCUUUCCUCGAAGGUCUUACCAGUAUAAUGUCCCAGAAUCAUUGCCAGUGGCCUCUGUUGUGGCCAGAAUCAAAGCAGCUGACGCAGAUAUAGGAGCUAAUGCUGAAAUGGAAUACAAAAUCGUGGAUGGUGACGGAUUAGGGAUUUUCAAGAUUUCUGUUGACAAAGAUACACAGGAAGGAAUCAUUACUAUACAGAAGGACCUGGAUUUUGAAGCCAAAACAAGUUACACACUCCGGAUAGAAGCUGCAAACAAAGAUGCCGACCCUCGCUUUCUGAGCUUGGGUCCAUUCAGCGACACGACCACAGUGAAAAUAAUCGUGGAAGAUGUGGAUGAGCCCCCUGUGUUUUCCUCACCCUUGUACCCCAUGGAGGUAUCGGAGGCUACCCAAGUUGGGAAUAUCAUUGGCACCGUCGCGGCUCAUGACCCGGAUUCUUCCAACAGCCCUGUGAGGUAUUCAAUUGACAGAAACACAGACUUGGAGAGGUAUUUCAAUAUCGAUGCCAACAGUGGAGUUAUUACAACCGCCAAAUCUUUGGAUCGAGAGACAAAUGCUGUUCAUAAUAUCACAGUUCUUGCAAUGGAGAGCCAGAAUCCGUCUCAAGUUGGAAGAGGCUAUGUGGCCAUUACUAUACUCGACAUCAAUGACAAUGCCCCUGAAUUUGCUAUGGACUAUGAAACCACCGUGUGUGAAAAUGCCCAGCCAGGGCAGGUUAUCCAGAAGAUCAGUGCCGUUGAUAAAGAUGAGCCAUCCAAUGGACACCAGUUUUAUUUCAGCUUAACGACUGAUGCAACAAAUAACCACAACUUUUCAUUGAAAGAUAACAAAGACAACACGGCUUCCAUUCUCACCAGGAGAAACGGCUUCCGGAGACAGGAGCAGUCUGUGUACUACCUGCCCAUCUUCAUCGUGGACAGUGGUUCGCCUUCCCUCAGCAGCACGAACACCCUCACCAUCCGCGUCUGUGACUGUGAUGCCGACGGGGUAGCCCAGACCUGCAACGCGGAGGCCUACGUCCUACCUGCCGGCCUCAGCACCGGAGCCCUGAUUGCCAUCCUCGCCUGUGUCUUGACGUUACUGGUGUUGAUCCUCCUCAUCGUCACCAUGAGAAGACGGAAAAAAGAGCCUCUCAUUUUCGAUGAGGAGAGAGAUAUCCGAGAAAAUAUUGUGAGAUACGACGAUGAAGGUGGGGGAGAGGAAGACACAGAAGCUUUUGACAUGGCUGCACUGAGGAACCUCAAUGUCAUCAGAGAUACCAAGACCCGAAGGGAUGUGACUCCAGAAAUUCAGUUCUUGAGUCGACCGACUUUUAAAAGCAUCCCAGACAACGUCAUCUUUCGAGAAUUUAUUUGGGAGAGGCUGAAAGAAGCUGACGUGGACCCCUGUGCUCCCCCCUAUGACUCCUUGCAGACGUACGCGUUUGAAGGAAAUGGCUCAGUGGCUGAAUCGCUCAGCUCCUUAGAUUCCAUCAGCUCGAACUCUGAUCAGAAUUACGACUACCUAAGUGACUGGGGGCCUCGCUUUAAACGACUCGCAGAUAUGUAUGGCACCGGCCCCGAGAGUUUGUACUCAUAG